AAGUUUGUUCUUUUUAGCUAAAGUUGGCGACUCUGCUUUUCUAUUUUUUUCUCUUAAACCGCUCAAACGUGAAGCUCAAAAGAACAAACCUAAAAUGGCGCAAAAUGGCGUUACAAUUUUCUAUUUAUUUUGACAUGUUAUAUUAAUUAUAAAAACAAUAUCAAAUGAGAAAUUAAAGAAAUGUUAAAGCAAGUAGAAGAAUAUUUUACUGGAAGUGACAAUUACGCAGUGCGAUGCGCUAAGGCGUUACCCUUUUCUCUCUCCUCAAAAACGAAACGACCAUAUUGACUUAUUUGAGGUUAGGUCGAACACAAAAUAAACAUAAUAAACUGUCGUAGACAUCGAAUAAAUCUUUUACCAUUUUCUGCCUUUCUUGAAAAAAAAAGAAAAAAAAAAGAAAAUUGACAAUGGGAAUUCCUGGUUUAACAACAUACAUAUCAAACGAUUCAGAUCGUUACCUCGAAUAUUAUAUGCUACACGAUUGUUAUUUAGUAAUCGACGGCAAUAGCGUGUGUUGUCAAUUAUAUACCUGGCACGCGAGAUGUAACUGCGCCUUUGGUGGCGAUUACGACAAGUACGCGCAAUGCGUGAGAGAUUUCUUUGACAAACUCUUAAGGUGCAACGUUACACCAUUGGUCUUGAUCGAUGGCGGCAGCGAGAACAAGAAGCUCAAGACUAUUAUAUCUCGAACUAAACAGAAGAUCGAGAUUGGAACAAAUUAUACCUUGUCCUCCCAGCAAAGGACCAAAUUUCUCCCUCUGCUUAUGAGGGAGGUCUUUAAAGAUGUGAUGAAUGAGAAGGGCAUCAGAUACGCGCAGUGCAUAUUCGAGGCAGACAACACCAUAGCUGCGAUAGCGCGCCUCCUCAAAUGUCCGGUACUGAGCUACGACUCUGACUUCUAUAUUUAUGGAUCAUUAUACAUACCAUUUAAUACGCUGGACACUGACAUAGUGCCCAAUCCAACGGGCACCGGUUACGUAAAGCGUUGCAAAAUUUAUUAUGUUGAGAAACUCUUUCAAGUUUACUAUGGAUUGAAUCAGUCCUUGCUGCCUCUAGCAGCAGUAUUACUGGGGAACGAUUAUGUGAAGCAGCACAUAUUUAGAAACUUCUUCCGUCAUUUGCCACGACAGGAAAGGCGGAGGUACAAUAAUGAACAACAACGGCGUAUAGACAUGACAUUUCAUUGGCUUCGUCGGCGCAGUUUGAACGAAGCUGUAAUAGGGAUAUUAAGUAGAUUACGAAAACGAGAACGAAAACGUGUAUUAAACACAAUAGAAAUGGUAAUAAAUGGUUACAUCGACGCACCACUGAGUAUGUUACAUACGCUAGGUAUUCCUGAAAUCUUUUCGAGGUCGAAUAUGCAUAACAAGUCUAAGAUAUACAAGUUUGAGGGUGAUAUAUACAAUUUGACAUUUGUUGACGAAAGAACAAAUGAAACGGAACCGAGCGACGAGGAGGAAACGGAAGACAGAGAAGUGGCAAAUAUACUUGAAGAAAAGGAGUUGAUUUCCGACGAGUCUCUGGUCAACAAUUUGCCUCAGUGGUUUAUUAAUGAGUUUAAACAGAGCAAAUUUCCAUCCUAUUUCAUAGAUCUAAUAAUAAGGAAGUUGUAUAUUUGUCCUACGCAAAUCGAAGAUCCUCUCUGUGUCUCUUCUAUCAUUGCAAGUUUAAAAAUUAUAAAUGUCAUUUAUGGAUUGUUGGUGUCAGGAGUCGAAGGAAGGAAAACUGGUAUGGAAUAUAUAACUAGAGUUGACAAAAAUAUAAAACGUUAUCAAUUGGAAUACAGUGAUAAUAUACUUGGCUGUAAACUACCACUGUUACUCAAUCUGAGAGAAUUACCCAUUGUCAUUAGAAAAGACAUCUUGAACACCACUUUGACGAUCUCUAUUGCAAGAUAUAUAAAUGAAAUUCCAUUGAAUUGGAUGUUGUACAUAGCAACCAUAAAGUACUGGAUAGAUCAACAACAGGAGCCAUCUAAAUUCAUUAGUCAUAUAUACGCCUUAUUGUUUGCAUUAUUAUUUAACAUAAUAGAUUAUAAAAUAGGCUUUUAUAGAAGGCAAAGCAAAUUUCAUCAGAGAUUUGAUAGAACCCUAAACAAUAUUAAACAUGAAAGAAGAACGAGAAAUUAUCAGCCACAGUAUGCAGUUAAUGCUACACUCGUAGAAGCAAUUCAUGAAGUUGACGCAGACGACUGUUUAAUUGCGGCUGCAUUCUUCAUAUCUAAUUUCGAAAUAAAUCAGAAACUAUAUUCGCAACCGAAAAAAUAUAAUAUUUCAAUUGUUCAUAGUUUUGCAGAGUUUCAGAAUUGCUUGAGACAUAGUAUGAACUUAAACGCACUAUUGGGAUAUCCGUAUGAACAAACUAAGGUUGCUAGUGUAUACAAUGGUACAUUAUUGUAUAAUCUCUGUACUAAUUUUAAGAAACGUGACGACAUUGAAGCUUAUAUCAAUUUAAUUUUGCAAGAUUCCCCAAGUUUGUCACGUUUAUUUAAUGUACUUUUAUUAAAAGUUAAACCUUUGCUGAAUGCUGCAUUGGAAAAGAAGACUCAUAAAUAUAAGAAGCAAAAAACUAAAAGACAUGAAAAGAAAGAGCAUGUUACACAGGAAGAAAGUUGUGAAGAACAAAAGACAAAUGAAAACAAUAGUGAAGAAUUCUACGAUCUAAAUAAUCCUUUUUCUGUACUUGGUACCACAUAGCAUUAAACUUUUUAUUGUACAUGAUUAUACUGCAUGUAAUCUCUACAAUUUACAUGUUUUAUAUGUUUGUAUAUAUUAUAUAUUAAUUUCUUUAUGUACAUACAGAAUUUGUAUUUUAUAGAACGUAAUAUACAAGCGUGUUCAAAAAG
Solenopsis invicta (red fire ant) is the source of this 2845-nucleotide messenger RNA. It is a transcript of the gene ast, whose product is annotated as protein asteroid. The transcript is spliced from 2 exons. The coding region runs from base 408 to 2696 and encodes 762 amino acids. The record is from RefSeq and is a predicted model, not a curated record. Lineage: Eukaryota; Metazoa; Arthropoda; Insecta; Hymenoptera; Formicidae.